AUGGAAUUUAUAUACAAAUAUGCUUGGAUCGUGCCUUUCCUUCCGCUUUCAGCUUCUGUACCAAUCGGAUUAGGCUCCUUAUUUUUUCCAGGAGCAACUAAGAGUGUUCGCCGUACAUGGGCUCUUAUUAGCAUUUUUCUGUUAAGCGUAGCUAUGUUUCUUUCUUUCAAUUUGUUCUUGCAACAGAUUACCGGCGGUCCCAUCUAUCGAUAUUUCUGGUCCUGGGUUAUCAAUAAUAAGUUUUCAUUAGAGUUGGGCUAUUUGAUUGAUCCACUUACUUCCAUUAUGUUAGUUUUAGUCACAACAGUUGGAACCAUGGUUAUGAUCUACAGCGAUAAUUAUAUGUCUCAUGAUAAAACAUAUGUGAGGUUUUUUGCUUACCUUAAUUUUUUUAAUGCUUCUAUGCUGGGGCUAGUUAUUAGCCCUAAUUUAUUACAAAUAUAUAUAUUUUGGGAAUUAGUAGGAAUGUGUUCCUAUUUAUUGAUAGGUUUUUGGUUUACGCGACCCAGUGCGGCUAAUGCUUGUCAAAAAGCAUUUAUAACUAACCGUGCAGGGGAUUUUGGACUCUUAUUAGGAAUCCUAGGUUUUUAUUGGGUAACAGGUAGUUUUGAAUUUCAAUAUUUGUCUGAAAAAUUAAAUGAAUUGACUGCCAUUGAUGGGGUUGGUUCGUUUUUUGUUACUUCGUGUGCUUUUCUCUUAUUUUUAGGUCCAGUAGCCAAAUCUGCGCAAUUCCCACUUCAUGUAUGGUUACCUGAUGCUAUGGAAGGGCCUACUCCUAUUUCAGCUCUUAUACAUGCCGCUACUAUGGUAGCAGCAGGAAUUUUUCUUGUAGCUCGAUUGUUUCCUCUUUUUAAAGCUCUACCUUUAAUAAUGUAUCUUAUCUCUUGGAUAGGGGGAAUAACAGCUCUAUUGGGAGCUACUAUGGCUCUCGCCCAAAAAGAUCUUAAAAGAGGCUUGGCUUAUUCUACUAUGUCUCAAUUAGGUUACAUGAUGUUAGCUCUAGGGAUAGAUUCCUAUCGAAUCGCUCUGUUCCAUUUGAUUACACAUGCUUAUUCCAAGGCAUUAUUGUUCCUAGGAUCCGGAUCAGUGAUCCAUUCCAUGGAACCCAUUGUUGGAUAUUGCCCCCGUAAAAGUCAGAAUAUGGCUCUUAUGGGUGGUUUGAGGAAAUAUAUGCCAAUUACAGGAAUCACUUUUCUUUUAGGGACACUUUCUCUUUCUGGUAUUCCACCUUUUGCUUGUUUUUGGUCUAAAGACCAAAUUCUUAGUGAUAGUAAGUUAUAUUCUCCCAUUUUCGGGGGGAUAACUUGGUUCACAGCAGGAUUAACUGCCUUUUACAUGUUUCGUAUGUAUUUACUCACUUUUGAAGGGGACUUCCGCGUAAAUUUAGUUAAUUCAUAUAACAACCAUAUUACAUUAUAUUCGACUUCUAUGUGGGGAGAGGAGGAAUCCAGGAUAUUAAAUAGAACGAGAGCAGAUUCUAUGUCGAAUCAAAUUAUAGGAAGGAAUAAUUCCUUUUCCAAAGAAGCAUUUCAAAUUUCGAAUAAGAUGGAAGGAUUGUACAAAAAGAACAGAGGUUUGGUUGUCACUUAUCCUUUCUUUUAUAAAGGAUCUUUUGCAUAUCCGAAAGAAUCGGGCAAGGCAAUGCUAUUUCCUUUAGUUGUAUUGGGAAUAUUUACUCUGUUUGUUGGAUUAAUAGGAGUUCCUUUUUUUCGAAGCGGAAUGAGGUAUGACAUAUUAUCUCAAUGGUUUGCUUCAUCGACGGCCCCUUUUGAUAAGAAACAUCCGGAGAAUUGGUCCGAAUUUUUCAUAGACGCAAUCCCCUCAGUUGGUAUAGCAUUUCUCGGUAUAUUGAUUGCCUGUAUUCUAUAUAGACCUAUUUACUUCUUAUCACAGGAUGUAUAUCAUAAAACAAAUCCUCAUAUGAAGAUUAUUAUGGACCAAUCGAUUAAUAUUAUAUAUAAUUGGUCUUUUUAUCAAGCUUAUAUAGACAUAUAUUAUGACAUAAUCUUGAUUAAAGGUAUACGAGGAUUAGCUGAAACAAGUCAUUCAUUUGAUCAAUGGGCAAUUGAUGGAAUCCCAAAUGGAGUAGGUUUUUUAGGUCUUUUUGUAGGAGAGGGAAUGAGAUGCUUAGGAGGGGGACGUAUAUCUUCGUAUAUAUUUUUUUCCUUAUUUUGUGUAUUAAUAUCUAUAUUAAUAUAUUACUAUUCAUUUUCAUUCUAUCCAUAG
Molecule: messenger RNA, 2226 nt
Organism: Cryptomeria japonica (Japanese cedar)
Lineage: Eukaryota; Viridiplantae; Streptophyta; Pinopsida; Cupressales; Cupressaceae
Source: the annotation of a RefSeq genome assembly